This is a messenger RNA of Branchiostoma floridae (Florida lancelet), 2228 nucleotides long. RefSeq names its product protein Wnt-11b-like. Gene Ontology annotation, molecular function: frizzled binding; cytokine activity. Gene Ontology annotation, biological process: multicellular organism development; cell fate commitment; canonical Wnt signaling pathway. Gene Ontology annotation, cellular component: extracellular region. NCBI's taxonomy places the organism in Eukaryota, Metazoa, Chordata, Leptocardii, Amphioxiformes, Branchiostomatidae. The record is from RefSeq and is a predicted model, not a curated record.
GACACAGCGAGGGAACCACGCACGGGACGGACACCUCUUCUUCAACCUGCGACUGGGAUUCGAACGAGUAACCGAUAAAACAUCUCGUGCAGCGUGUUCUCUGUGUAUAUCUGGACUGUUUCUGACGGAGGAUUCAAGCCAUGGAUUUUACACCAGCUCUGUGGGUGAUUUUACUGGUGAUGUUCAUCGACGGACGGAGCAGUGCUAUCAAAUGGCUAUCUAUUGCCGAUGCUGGGAAGAACUUAUCGUGGAACAAGACGAGCUCGUGCCGCAAGGUGAGCGGGUUCGUACCGGAGCAAACGCAGUUGUGCCGGCGGACGCUGGAGGUCAUGCCGGCGGUGGAGUACGCUGCAGAGGCCGCCAGGAAAACCUGCCAGGAACAGUUCGGGAACAGGAGGUGGAACUGUUCGUCCAUCAAGAAGGCACCACACUUCAUGAACGAUCUGCACGAAAGAAGCGGCGUACGUCCACGCACUGUCGUCAGCAGCCGUGGUCCACACCGUGGCACGAGCAUGCGCAGCAGGGUACCUGAAGGCCUGCACAUGCGCGAGGAACCCCGGAGAAAAGCCCGACGGGAACUACACGUGGGGCGGCUGCGGAGACAACGUCAAGUUCGGGCUGGAGUUCGGCAGUCGGUUCGCGGACGCGCCCAUGAGGAAGAAGAAGCGGUCUCACACACAGACACUCAUGAACCUACACAACAGCGAGGCGGGAAGACUGGCCGUGCAAAACACGAUGACGACGAAGUGUAAGUGUCAUGGCGUCUCGGGGUCAUGUAACGUCAAGACCUGCUGGAAGUCGUUAGCUGACCUGACGGAGAUCUCUCACGAACUCGCCGAGAAAUAUUCAUACGCCAUCAAGGUGGUGAAAAGGAAGAUCGGAACACGGCAACAGUUAGUACCAGAGGACAGACGGUCCCGCAGACACGGCAGCGGUGAUCUCAUCUUCGUGGAGAACUCUCCCAACUACUGCAUGGUCAACAACAGGAAGGGGUCGUACGGAACUACAGGAAGGUUGUGCAACAAGACGUCCGUUGGACCCGACAGCUGUCAAACAAUGUGCUGUGGGCGGGGCUACAACGACUUCACGGUCACGGUCACGGAGAGGUGCAACUGCAAGUACCACUGGUGCUGUUACGUCACCUGCGAUCAGUGCACCAGAACGGAGAAGAAAUACAUGUGCAAAUAAUUUACAUUCUAUAAAAAAAACGGGUCAGGCUUUUCGCGUUUGCCUGCGAUCAAUGUUGGAACUGUUACCUAUUUGUGGCCAUUUGAUAAUCAUUAUGUUUCCAAUAGACUAUAGCUAAUUCAGGUAUUAUUACUAGAAUCAAGGGAAAGCCAGAGAAAAAAGUAUCCGCUUAGCAUAGUAUUCCACGUAUUACUACUUUCAAUGCAGGGCCUUUACGAAAUUCAGUUUAAGUGGAACAGAAACGCUACAUAGUAAUGCUCUAUUAAACAGCGCUGGCUCCAAGAAAUCCAUUUUGUAUUUCUUUACCUGAAUGAUAUCAUUUCUAACUAUGGUUCAUUCUCUGCUUAGCAAGAUGAGCUAACGCCUUUGUUACUAUUGAUUAGUUACUGUCUAACAAACUAACCGAGCGGUUAAGCGACUACAUUGUAUCAUUAUUGAAUGAAAUAUUUAUUGUCCGUUUAUCUUAUCAACUUUAUUUCGAGGACUUCAUUCGUAUGCAACAUUAUGUUUGUUGAUAAGUAACAUGUGUGCCUUGAAGAAAGUUACGAUUCAACAAAGCAGGAGAAGAAGAACUAUUGUAAAUAUGCAUAAUACGUUUCAUUAUCGUUUCGUGAGAAGCGUCGACUGUACAGUGUGUACCAAAGUUAGUGUUUGUAUCGAUACUGCACGCCACCUGGCGACAUUUAUACGUACUUCAUGUCCUACGUUUUUACAGUCGCUUGUCCAUAGAGGCGGGAAAUUUAGCCUAUUAUCGAUCUUCAUCAACUGUAACGAUGACGACAUACCAUUAUGAAAAUUCUGUAAUUUCCUAUUUUUCUAAACAGAUAUUAUUAUAGCGUAGGACAUUGGAGGGGGGGGGGUAUGCACAGUAUCCCAAUAUAAAUUGCACAAAACUAUAAUCUUUGUCUAUUAGUACUUAAAUUUGUGAAACAAUGUUCUAUGUAUCACUCAUGAAUGAGCAAUUGAAAUAUCAUGUUUGCGUUGAAAACUUUGUUAUUUGUAAAUACUUAAUAUUCAAAUACAUUAUCUACAAACCUGUA